This is a messenger RNA of Aethalodelphis obliquidens (Pacific white-sided dolphin), 3057 nucleotides long. RefSeq names its product poly(A)-specific ribonuclease (gene PARN). Gene Ontology annotation, cellular component: cytoplasm; nucleus. The record is from RefSeq and is a predicted model, not a curated record. Lineage: Eukaryota; Metazoa; Chordata; Mammalia; Artiodactyla; Delphinidae. Gene Ontology annotation, biological process: siRNA 3'-end processing; priRNA 3'-end processing; nuclear-transcribed mRNA poly(A) tail shortening. The transcript is spliced from 25 exons. Gene Ontology annotation, molecular function: metal ion binding; RNA binding; poly(A)-specific ribonuclease activity. The coding region runs from base 113 to 2098 and encodes 661 amino acids.
UCACCCCCGCGGUCUCCGCCGCCGCUGCUGCCUGCGCUGCUGGCGGUGGAACUUCGCGAGUGGAACGGCAGAGGCGGGCCGGACGGGGCCGCGGGCCUGGCCACUCUGCAAAAUGGAGAUAAUCAGGAGCAAUUUUAAGAGUAAUCUCCACAAAGUGUACCAAGCCAUAGAGGAGGCGGACUUCUUCGCCAUCGAUGGGGAGUUUUCAGGAAUCAGCGAUGGACCCUCGGUCACCGCAUUAACAAAUGGUUUUGACACUCCGGAAGAAAGGUAUCAGAAGCUUAAAAAGCAUUCCAUGGACUUUUUGCUGUUUCAGUUUGGCCUUUGCACUUUUAAGUAUGACUACACAGAUUCAAAGUAUAUAACAAAGUCUUUUAACUUCUAUGUUUUCCCGAAACCCUUCAAUAGAUCUUCACCGGAUGUCAAAUUUGUUUGUCAGAGCUCAAGCAUUGACUUUCUAGCAAGCCAAGGAUUUGAUUUUAAUAAAGUUUUUCGCAACGGAAUUCCAUACUUAAACCAGGAAGAAGAAAGACAGUUAAGAGAGCAGUAUGAUGAAAAACGUUUACAGUCCAACGGUGCAGGCGCUUUGUCGUACGCGUCUCCUAACACUUCAAAAUGUCCCGUGACGAUUCCUGAGGAUCAGAAGAAGUUUAUUGACCAAGUGGUAGAGAAAAUAGAAGAUUUAUUACAAAGUGAAGAAAACAAGAACUUGGAUUUAGAGCCAUGUACUGGGUUCCAAAGAAAACUAAUUUAUCAGACUUUGAGCUGGAAGUAUCCCAAAGGCAUUCAUGUUGAGACUUUAGAAACUGAAAAGAAAGAGCGCUAUAUUGUUAUCAGCAAAGUAGAUGAAGAAGAACGUAAAAGAAGAGAGCAGCAGAAACACGCUAAGGAACAGGAAGAACUGAAUGAUGCUGUGGGGUUUUCUAGAGUCAUUCAUGCCAUUGCUAAUUCGGGGAAACUUGUCAUUGGACACAAUAUGCUCUUGGAUGUCAUGCACACGGUUCAUCAGUUCUACUGCCCUCUGCCCUCGGACUUAAAUGAGUUUAAGGAGAUGACAACAUGUGUCUUCCCCAGACUCUUGGAUACAAAAUUGAUGGCCAGCACACAACCUUUUAAGGAUAUCAUUAACAACACAUCCCUUGCGGAAUUGGAAAAGCGGUUAAAAGAGACACCUUUCAACCCUCCUAAAGUUGAAAGUGCAGAAGGUUUUCCAAGUUAUGACACAGCUUCUGAACAGCUCCACGAGGCAGGCUAUGAUGCUUAUAUCACAGGACUAUGUUUCAUCUCCAUGGCAAACUACCUAGGUUCUUUUCUUAGUCCUCCAAAGAUUCAUGUGUCUGCCAGAUCAAAACUCAUCGAACCUUUUUUUAACAAGCUAUUUCUCAUGAGAGUCAUGGAUAUCCCCUAUCUAAACUUGGAAGGACCAGACUUGCAGCCUAAACGUGAUCACGUCCUCCAUGUGACAUUCCCCAAAGAAUGGAAAACGAGUGACCUUUACCAGCUUUUCAGUGCCUUUGGUAACAUUCAGAUAUCCUGGAUCAAUGACACAUCAGCAUUUGUUUCUCUCAGCCAACCUGAACAAGUACCAAUUGGUUGCGAGAGGCCAGUUUGCUUCUGGGGACUGAUACCCUCCUUCCCAGGGGUAAUGACUCACCCUGCAGCUGUCAAUACCAGCAGAUAUGCAGAGAGCUAUCGGAUCCAGACCUAUGCUGAAUAUGUGGGGACAAAGCAUGAGGAGAAGCAGAUCAAGAGAAAGUGGACAGAAGAUAGUUGGAAGGAGGUUGAGAGAAAGCGGUUAAACACGCAGUGCAUCUCCUAUGCUUUGCAGAAUCACUGUUACCACGCCAAUAGUCUCACAGCCACCAGCACAGUAGGAAAGAGAAAUCUGAGUCCCAGUCAAGCAGAAGGUGUCCUGGAGGCCAGAGUAUCAGGGGAGAUUUCUGACACUGAGCUUGAGCAGACAGAUCCCUGUGCAGAAUCCCUCUCAGAGGGAAGGAAAAAGGCCAAGAAAUUAAAAAGGAUGAAGAAGGACCUUUCUCCGACAGGAAGCAUCUCGGACAGCUCAGCCAAGCUCUUUGAGGUCCCUGACACGUGGUAACCAAGACCUGAGUGGAACAAACCGCUGGUGCUGUUGCUGAGAAGGAAAGAAGCAGCCGGCAUUUUUGGAAGCCAUACUGUGUUUAACUGAAUCCAAUGUGGUGCAGGAGGGGUUUGAAACCAAGUGUGUGUCUCCUGAAAAAUCCCAGUUUUUAUCGUCAAGGCUGUGUUCCUUCCUCUUUAGCAUCACCUGUCUGCUGGCGCUCAGCAUGUCGUUGGCUGUCAUGUGUACGUGAUUAACCAGGUCAUUACUUGUUGCUCAUGUGAAACCCUUCCUGUCAUGAAUCUUUGUUUAAGAAUCCACCUGAUGGGGAAGGUUGGCCGUGAGAUUUCACAGAAAGAGCCAACACUCUUAGGUGCUGUGAUCCUGAUUUGGGGUUGAACUCUUCCCUGCUUUGAGAGGUUCUCAUCCACCAUCUCAUGCUCAGUCCUGGGGGCAGCCCCAGCGCGUGGGUAUGUCUCCCAGUAGAGAAUUCGGUUGUGUCUGCCUGCUUUCCACCAUCGCUGCCUGAAAAUAUGAGGCUCUCAAGCUUGUUUUCCCAGUAGGAAAAUCUCUACCGCUGUCAACACCUGCCUUGACCUUUGGGGCAUAUUUAUUUAGAGUUUUCCCCCUAAGAUAUGAGUUUCUCAUGGUGGAGUGUACGAGUGAAAAGUUAAUUUCUGUUUUCCCAUGUAGCACUGCUUUCAGUUUUCGUUAUCUUAGCCUGAUGUCUUCUCUGUUUGGUGGCAUCUGAGGGUGAGGUGGCGUGUGUGCAUGUGUGUGAAAUCAUGACAAAUCGACACCCUGUACCAGCCCUUUCUCUGUUGAAACAGGUCACAACAGGGACAGAAUCUCGUGGAUCUGCUUCAGUAGAUCUGCUUCAUAUAGAUCAUUGUUAGAUAUUUAACAUUUUUGUAUCGUGGAAAUAAAAAUGAAAAAUGUAUUUCCAAAAGAUGAAAAUUAAAGAAAUUUUCAUAGGA